CCGGCCCCGGCCCUCCCUCGGCCUCGGCGUCCCGAGCAGCGCGGCUCAGAACGCGACGCUGACUCACGUCACCUCGGUUACCCGGGACGCGGCGGCCGCCCCGCGCGGGACGCCGGGGAGAGGCGCGUCCCUGCGCGGAGGAAGAGGCGGGGCCUCGAGGCCCUGGACCUCGGCGCCAUUGGCCGCGGCCGCCGCCACCCGGAAGCAGUUGCGGAGGUCAGCCCUUCUCUCUUCCUCUUUCCCUCCGAGCGGCGGCGGCGGCGGGGUUGUGCAGCCAUGGCCAAGAUCAAGGCCCGGGACCUUCGCGGCAAGAAGAAGGAGGAGCUGCUGAAACAGCUGGACGACCUGAAGGUGGAGCUGUCCCAGCUGCGCGUGGCCAAGGUGACCGGCGGCGCGGCGUCCAAGCUCUCCAAGAUUCGAGUUGUCCGCAAAUCCAUCGCCCGCGUUCUCACCGUCAUUAACCAGACCCAGAAAGAAAACCUCAGGAAAUUCUACAAGGGCAAAAAGUACAAGCCCCUGGACCUGCGGCCCAAGAAGACCCGCGCCAUGCGCCGCCGGCUCAACAAGCACGAGGAGAGCCUGAAGACCAAGAAGCAGCAGCGGAAGGAGCGGCUGUACCCCCUGCGCAAGUACGCGGUCAAGGCCUGAGCCCGUGCUGCUAAUAAACACAGAAUGGCUGCCAUUGC
Oryctolagus cuniculus (rabbit) is the source of this 686-nucleotide messenger RNA. RefSeq names its product ribosomal protein L35 (gene RPL35). Lineage: Eukaryota; Metazoa; Chordata; Mammalia; Lagomorpha; Leporidae. Gene Ontology annotation, biological process: maturation of LSU-rRNA from tricistronic rRNA transcript (SSU-rRNA, 5.8S rRNA, LSU-rRNA); translation. Gene Ontology annotation, cellular component: ribosome; cytosolic large ribosomal subunit. Gene Ontology annotation, molecular function: mRNA binding; structural constituent of ribosome. The record is from RefSeq and is a predicted model, not a curated record.